CAGUUGCCCACAUUAAAACACUCAAAGUUGAGCGUCGCCAUGAAGUCAGCCGAGCAAGUGAUGGUCGAGUCCUUCUUUGAAAGCUGUCCCUUUAGGAUGUCUAUCAGUACAGUGGGUGGUUAUGGUUUCGGUGCCGUUCUGGGAUUGAUCGGUGGUAGUAUGGAGCCCAUCGACCCGGAUAAGAAGCAGAAGGCCAGAGAUGUUAUACGAGAUAUGGGCAAACGCAGUCACGCCAUGGGAAAGAACUUGGCCAUGAUCGGUGUUAUGUUUGCGGGGUCUGAGUGUGUAAUAGAGACAGCUAGAGCGAAGUCAGAUCACUGGAAUGGGUUAUUAUCCGGGUGCACAACGGGGGGUGUCCUGGGAAUGAGGGCUGGCCCUCAUGCUGCAGUAAUGGGCUGUGCCGGUUUUGCUGCUUUCUCAGCCGCUAUUGAUUACUUUAUGCAAAGGAUGUAGGAACGCCACGGAACACAAAUGAUCCUUGGAAACGCAGCAGCAAGCGUGAAAAUGCCACAGAGCACUCGAAAAUGCCACAGAAGAAACGCCAAAGAUCUCGUUCAAAAUGCCACAGAUCGCUCCGUCGCCUUGAACUGUUGCGUCUGGGCAUCAUCUGGCUGUCUGAACGACAGAUAACCACACGACCGAUCGGAAAUCCCUUUUAAAACAACACUCACUAGAGUGUGGGUAAGAUCCGUCUGCGUUCUAUGGAGAGUACCCAAUAAUUAGCCAAGACCAUGCGGUUUAUAACUGAGCAAGCGCACGAUACCGAGCUGUGGCUCUCUAUGUGUAGCGGGUAUCGGAAUGCGUAGCUUUUGUAUAUAAAAAACGUCCACAUGAAAAUGAAAUUCAUACAUGUAUGUUAAACCCUUUAUAUAAAAACGUCCACAUGAAAAUAAAAUUCAUCCCUGUAUGUUGCUUUUAUACGCGUCUCCACAGCUGCAACCACAACCAUGUAUUCCAUAAGUCUGCAAUAUGGGAUAGUAAAGUCUUCAACCGAGCACGCGUAUGAUACGAAACUAUUGCUCUAAA
Messenger RNA from Sphaeroforma arctica JP610, 1026 nucleotides. RefSeq lists its product as hypothetical. The transcript has 4 exons. Gene Ontology annotation, biological process: protein insertion into mitochondrial inner membrane. NCBI's taxonomy places the organism in Eukaryota, Ichthyosporea, Ichthyophonida. The coding region runs from base 40 to 453 and encodes 137 amino acids. Gene Ontology annotation, molecular function: transmembrane protein transporter activity. Gene Ontology annotation, cellular component: TIM22 mitochondrial import inner membrane insertion complex. The record is from RefSeq and is a predicted model, not a curated record.